AUGCCACGUCGAAUUGACUUUUCGUCGCAAGACACGCUCUCCUUGAAUCGUGAUCCAGAAAUAGUUAUCAAAAGCGAUGAGAAAGAAGCCGAUGAGUAUUUGGUAGUAUUUGACGGUACUGAUGACCAAGAAGAUGCAUCCAGAUUAUCGCGUUUGCACAAAUGGGCAAUAGUUACUAUAAUAUCAUUUGGUUCCUUAUGUGUUACUUGCAUAUCCUCGUCGUGGUCGCUAGCAUCAUCUCAUAUAAUGGAACAUUUCCACAUCAGUCACGAAGUAAGUGUUUUGGGGAUAUCUUUUUUCAUUCUUGGGUUGGGUACAGGUGGGAUCUUUCUCUCGCCAAUUAGUGAAUUCCACGGAAGGAAAAUGGUUUACAUAUUGGGGCUCUCGGUAAUGAUUGCUUUUGAGUUUCUUACAGCAUUUUCCGAGAAUAUAGGUUCAGUAAUCUUUGGAAGAUUUAUGAGCGGGUUUUUUGGACUGAGCUUUAUGAGUGUUGCUUCGGGUUCAUUUUCUGAUCUUUUCAAGUCUCGCAAACUGGAAGGGAAAGAUGCUAAUAAGGAAUUGGCACUAGCAUUGGUAUUGUAUUCUGCAUCUCCUUUUGUUGGACCAGGGAUUGGACCUUUACUUAGUGGAUUCAUUAACACCAAACUAAACUUUAGAUGGACUUUUUAUGUGCUAUUAAUGUGGUCUGGUUUGCUACUAGUCUUGGUGAUAUUGUUUGUACCUGAAACGUACGAACCCAUCAACUUGAAAAGGAAAGCAAAAAGGUUAAGAAAACAAACCGGCAACAACCGGCUUUAUGCUGCAAUAGAGAGAAGCAAAGUAACACUACGUGAAAGUGUUUUGACAAGCUCAAAAAGACCAAUUUUGCUUCUAUGCAGAGACAAUAUGACUUUGGUACUCUGUUUUUAUACGGGGUUCACACUUGCAAUUGUUUACUUGUUCUUUGUGGCAUUUCCCUACAUUUUUGUCACAGUCUACAAUUUCAGUUUAGCAGAACAAGGGAUGUCAUUCUUGGGGUUGAUUACGGCAUGGACUUCCUAUCCACACGUGCACUGGAUUGCGCCAAUUAUUGGGUCAGCUGUAUACGGCGCUGGAACCAUAUUGGUGUUUAAUGGGAUUUUUUCCUAUACAGUUGAGGCUUAUAGACUCUACGCUGCCUCAAGUAUGGCAGCAAACUCGUUUGUCCGGUCAGUCAUGAGCGCUGUGUUCCCGCUCUUUGGAUUGCAAAUGUACCAAAGAUUGGGAAUCCAAUGGGCAACUUCCUUAUUAGCCUGGGUCGCUUGCGCACUAAUACCAAUACCUUUUAUAUUUUUCAAGUAUGGACCACGAUUGAGAGCACAAAGUCCUUAUGCCUGGAGUAUUGAUACAUGA
Lodderomyces oxycetoniae is the source of this 1371-nucleotide messenger RNA. RefSeq lists its product as uncharacterized. Gene Ontology annotation, molecular function: transmembrane transporter activity. Gene Ontology annotation, biological process: transmembrane transport. Gene Ontology annotation, cellular component: plasma membrane. Lineage: Eukaryota; Fungi; Ascomycota; Pichiomycetes; Serinales; Debaryomycetaceae. The coding region runs from base 1 to 1371 and encodes 456 amino acids. The record is from RefSeq and is a predicted model, not a curated record. The transcript is spliced from 3 exons.